This is a messenger RNA of Gloeophyllum trabeum ATCC 11539, 1437 nucleotides long. Its product is annotated as FMN-linked oxidoreductase. The coding region runs from base 1 to 1437 and encodes 478 amino acids. The transcript has 6 exons. NCBI's taxonomy places the organism in Eukaryota, Fungi, Basidiomycota, Agaricomycetes, Gloeophyllales, Gloeophyllaceae. Gene Ontology annotation, molecular function: FMN binding; oxidoreductase activity. The record is from RefSeq and is a predicted model, not a curated record.
AUGGCAGAAUCUCUGCCGUCUGACCACAACGGAACUCCUUGCAGCCUGACAUCUGCAGUGCGACUGCCAUGCGGAGUAACUAUUAACAAUCGAUUCGUGAAGGUCGCAAUGUACGAACAUGGAGCUGCGAUCUUCGGUGGGCCGCCCAACACAUACCACCAAGAUCUUUACCGAAGAUGGUCUGAUGGGCGGUGGGGCAUGAUUAUUACCGGGAACGUUCAAGUGUCUCCCGACCAUCUUACUCUCGGGCGAGAUAUGGUAAUACCGGAUACUUUGGAAGAAUCGACGGUUCAACCCUUCAAAGAUCUUUCCUGUGCAAUUCGUUCUUGUUGCUCUCAGACCCUGGCGAUUAUGCAACUCUCGCAUGCUGGAAGGCAGUCACCUAAUGUCCUGGGGGGGCGUAAGCCCUUCGCAUCCCCUCUCGCUCCCAGUGCAAUCCGUCUAGGGAACGACUUGACCCAUGACACUAGCUUCGUCGGCCGAGUUCUCUACAGGGUCCUGUUUCAAACGCCCAAAGAGAUGCAACUCGACGAUAUCGACCUUACCGUGCGGCAGUUCACGCGAGGAGCGCAGCUCGCCGUUGAAGCUGGUUUCAACGGUAUUGAAUUGCACGCGUCUCAUGGAUACCUCCUCGCCCAAUUCAUAUCGCCCAAAAGCAACCACCGAUCAGAUGCUUAUUCUACCGGCGAUCAUGCUUUAGCGCUGGUUCACCGUAUACUUGUCUCUAUCCGUGAUGCCUUACCCUUAGACUUCAUCAUUGGAAUAAAACUGAACGCGGCUGAUUAUACUGGUGUGACAUUCGCGAACCAGUGCGACAGAUCCACAGCCGCUGAUGUGCCUCUGAGGCAUUGUCGCGAGAUCGCGGCAUGGGGCCUCGUGGACUUCAUAGAGAUCAGCGGAGGAGACUACGAAAACCCAGAGUUCAUGGGCACUUUCCAACCCUCUUCCGACCGUCAAGCUUUGUUCUCUGACUUCUCGCGGAAGGCCAUCGCUGCUCUUACGGCCUUGCGCCAUGAUGGACCCAAAGCUACUCCAUUGAUAUUGCUCACGGGCGGCUUGCGCACUGCUGCGCAGUGUACCUCGGUCUUGGAGAACGGUCAUGCACAUUUGCUAGGGAUUGGACGCUCGUCGGUCGUGUACCCGGACUUCCCACGGAGGUGUGAACGGAUGUGGCAUACCGUGAACAGGCUAGUCGGCUUCCCCAAACUCAUAGGCGCCGGCAUGGAAAUGGCGUGGUACAUCGUGAUGAUGAGGCGUAUCGCGGAAGGCCAGGAGGUAGACACGAACGUCGGUGGGGUAAGUGCUGUGAUGAAAAUGUGGCUUUGGGGAGCGCCCUCGAGAAGAAGCGGGCACGAGAAGACUGCGCUCCCAUGGCGGUCCAUCCUGGUCGUACUUCUCACCGCUGCCAUACUCUUCGUCCGGCGGAUAGUGGAGUGA